CUUCUUUAGGAAUCCUUAUCUUCCUUAGGAAUAAUGCAGUACAUUCAGCUCACAGCACUGAAACAGAUGCGUAGAAAGAGGGAAUCUGAUGACAUUUGUAUUCAGUUAUUUUAUAUUAUUUGUUCAACACGAUGGAUGAAACUGGAGAUGAAAACUAUUUGCCUCUGGAUAUCAAUUACUUACCAGAACAUAUUCUGAAAAACAGAGAAAGAAAUGCAAAUAAAACCACCGAAGAAAAAGAAAGCAGCAUGCAAGAACUGAAGAAAUUACUUAAAGGCAACAAGCUAUCUAAGGAUAUAGAGUUUGUGGACGAUUUUCUGCAAGCGUACCUUAUUUUUACCAAGUACGAGGAAAAGAAGGCUUUUAACCGUCUUCGAAGCUACCUCAACUUGAGAACUAAUCACAGCUAUAUUUUUCAAAGUGUUCCGUUUGACAUCGCAUCGCAUCCUUCCUGCAGAUUUGCAACUUUCCUGCCUCGUCGCCUGCCUAAUGGUUCCAUUAUAGUGCUACUUGAACCUGGUAAUUGGAAUCCUGACGAACUUCCAUUUGAAACUAUGAAGCAAAUACUCUGCAUGAUUUUUCUGCAGGAGCUAAGGAAUCCUGUUUCUCAAGCGAGUGGAUUCCACCUCAUCCAAGAUUUCUCGAACACCGGAACACGUUAUCUAAAAUUCUGCACCCCAUAUAACAUGUAUUUAUUAAACCAUGUGACGUUUGAUAUAUUACCAGGAAAUUUCUUUGGGGUACACAUAUUAAAUGCAAAUUUCUUGAUGAAGAUAUUGCUGAAUCUGUCAAUGCCUUUCUUACCAGAAUACGUUAAAACUAAUAUUUAUAUUCAUUCAUCUCCAGUAGAGCUGUUGAAUCAUUUUCCUGGUUCGCAUUUGCCAACCAAGUAUGGAGGUGCUUUAACAAAUUAUUGCAUGUCUGACUAUCUCAAAAAAGCCAACGAACAACACAGCAAUUUUCCAAUCGGAGGCCAGAAGAAUGUAUUUUGACUGUUUAUUUUUAUAUUUAU
Molecule: messenger RNA, 1012 nt
Organism: Argiope bruennichi
Lineage: Eukaryota; Metazoa; Arthropoda; Arachnida; Araneae; Araneidae
Exons: 6
Coding region: 132-992 (286 amino acids)
Cellular component (GO): membrane
Molecular function (GO): phosphatidylinositol bisphosphate binding
Source: RefSeq, a predicted model, not a curated record